UCACAGUUUGAUCUGUAUAAAUGAAAGGAUUCGGAUUAUUGUCGGUCAUUAUUAGUGUCUUUCCCGCGGUGCACAUGGCGAAAGUCUUCGUGUACGGGACGCUAAAGAAAGGCCAGGCCAACUACUUCAGGAUGAGGGAUCAUGCCAACGGUCAGGCCGAGUUCGUGGCUCACGCUCGCACCGUUGAGCGAUACCCGCUCGUGAUCGCAACCGAAGACAACAUCCCCUUCCUCCUGAACGUCCCCGGGACGGGUCAGCGCGUUCACGGAGAGAUCUACAGCGUGGACCAGAAGAUGCUGGAUUACCUGGACGAGUUUGAAGAUUGUCCACAGAUGUACCAGCGCACACUCAUCCGGCUGGAGCUGCAGGACGGGCCCGGCGGAGGAGAACACACACCGGAGGCUGGAAGUAGCGUCGAGGCCUUUGUGUACAGCACAGAAACAUAUGAACCCAAGUGGCUCCAAAAACCAACGUAUGAGAGUUAUGAUUCUAACGGUGAUCACGGGCUGCGCUAUGUGUGUCGUGAAGACAGAUGUCUUGAGUAG
Rhinichthys klamathensis goyatoka is the source of this 545-nucleotide messenger RNA. RefSeq names its product gamma-glutamylaminecyclotransferase C-like. Gene Ontology annotation, molecular function: gamma-glutamylaminecyclotransferase activity. The coding region runs from base 21 to 545 and encodes 174 amino acids. Lineage: Eukaryota; Metazoa; Chordata; Actinopteri; Cypriniformes; Leuciscidae. The transcript is spliced from 2 exons. The record is from RefSeq and is a predicted model, not a curated record.